Molecule: messenger RNA, 2935 nt
Organism: Schizosaccharomyces octosporus yFS286
Lineage: Eukaryota; Fungi; Ascomycota; Schizosaccharomycetes; Schizosaccharomycetales; Schizosaccharomycetaceae
Product: transcriptional regulatory protein Spp41
Exons: 2
Coding region: 662-2182 (506 amino acids)
Source: RefSeq, a predicted model, not a curated record
CAUGGAGUAUAAAAGGAAAUUGGAUUUUUCUUGAAAAUGUUUACGAAAAACGAAAAAGUAGAGUCAUGCCGCGUGUUACAACGUAAACCGAUAGUAUAGAGAACUAGUUGAUACGUGAACUUUUACAAGAGCAGCCUCUUACUCCUAUACCGUCGGAAAGCAAGAGAGAGAAUGCUUUCUAGCCGUCUCUCGUUGUCAUUGUCGAUAACUGAGAGCAAUGUGAAGUAAAAGAGCAUGGCUUUCUUUGUUUGGAGAACUUUGAGAGUCUUCUAGAGCACGCGUUUUUGCUACUGUCUAGCAAGAACACCUUGCCUAGCCUUUCUUCAACUGCAUGCCUUCAAGUGUUGAUGAUGUUAUGUAAUCCGCGGGAAUAGCGCACUUGUUUAUACUACAAUAACAUAGUGCAUCGACGAACGGAAAGCUCGUUUAAGGACGACGAGUGCUGUUCGUUAUUUUGAAUAAGAUUAGCUAGAGAGAAAACCCAAUAACAUAACCGGGGAAGGUUGGAAAUAGCCGCGGAAGUUCCUAGGGAAGAAUUAGCCACUUCACAUGUUUGGAGAAGGGAUCCGUUUCCUAACUACACAAACAACAAGAAUCAGAUUGGAAGCAUUUUCAGUCUGCUAAAUCCCUAAGGAAAUAUAUAUGCGUGGAGAAACCCAGAAUGACUGAAGACGGAUUGACAAAGCUUAACCUGGAGGCAUUUUUAGGAAUGUCUGGGAACACCCAGGAGCUGUUGGAUUCGCUCGGUCUUUCAGCCAUUCCGGACUUAUCCAACUUGGGAACUUUAAAUAAUAAUAAUAAUUCUCCUUUGUCCUUUGAUCCAAAUGAUCCAUCUGCGGCUGCAUUCUACAUAGCUCAACAGGUAGCUGCCAUUGAGCAUCCACCUCCUCCGAGGAAGAUGACUUCCUCGGAAAAAACGCGUUCUGAGAAUCGUGAACGGAAAAAGCGUUGGAGGGAACAAAAUGAAGAGCGUAACAAAGACAAUGAUUUGCGUUGUCGUGUUAAUAAAAAAGCCAAAAAGCUUUUUGGCGGCGAGCCGAGUAUCGAAAAAACGAAUUGGAUCGAGGCUGAAUUCAACCGCCGUCAUUCAAAGCGUAAAGAGAAAGAGCGCGCAUCGGCUCAAAACAAUACGAGCAAUGGAGUCUCUCGUUCCAACUCCCAAGGUCUUUUACCGGAUUUAGAUUUGUUGGCUACCAAUUCUUCCGCCAAUGCCGUUCUUCAAGGGUCCGCUAUUAACAAUGCGCUCAGUGCUUUGGCAAAAGACCCCAAUCUUAUCCAUAAUCUUUUAACCCAAAUGGACUUUGAUCCAUCCAAGAAAAAUGAUUUAAGUCUUGGUUCUUUAAAUGAUGUAGUUCCAAAUUCUCAAAUUUCUCAGCCAGAACAUGAGUUAUCUGCUCUUCAGGAGCAUAAUGAGGCACAUGAUGCCGCUAUGCGUCAGUUUGAACUUGAACGCCAACAAAGUGCCAUCCUACCCGGUUUGAAUUCUAUUGAUGGUUUACAAACUUUGCCUAAUCUCGAUUUUACCGACCCAAGUGUCACAGGUGUACAAGGUCAACCGCAAGCUCCUUUGCAUCCUUUGAUUUCCCAAGCCGACAAUCAUUCCAUUUUUUCUGCUCUUUCCGAUAAUUCUACUCCUACCAGCAUCGCAGACCCUAGCUCCGACUUCAAUAUCUCCCAGGUAAUGCCUCUUGAUCUUCUUGCGCCCUCCAUCCAUGCUUCAACGGUAUCAUCGCCAGUUUCUGAAGCGCACCUUAACUUCCCUCCAGCAGAUCUUUCUCAUCCCAGUCUUUCUAAUCAUGAUUCUUCUUUGCCUAUGCGUCCGAGAUCCCAAGCUCGUGAUAAACAUCGUGCAUUCCCAUAUUAUAGCAAACGACAGGCCGUUACAACACCAUCGUCGCCGUAUCAUACGAAUGCCACUACUUCUCCACAACUAUCUCCUGUCGAUUUUUCCUCACAUACACUUAGCCGACCACAAUCUCCCCCCUCUUUUCCUUCGUUUGGUGAAGUUACUUUACCACCCAUUCCUAAAACCGACGCUUCAGCAGACAUAACUCCUCCUCAGUCAGCUUCUAGCUCAUCAGCGUCGGAAAAAUCUCAUGCUCUUGGUUUUCCUCCACUACCUGGUCAAAAAAUUGAGUUUCAACGGUCCUCAAAAACUAAUAAACAAAGGGAAAUGAAUUAAUAUUAAGCUUUCUAAGCUACAUUCCGUUAUUCGUUUGUGUAUAAACUUAAUGAUGAUUUGGGAUAUAUGGAUGAUAUGCUACCAUACCAAUCCUGCGUUUGUGUGUAAGGUUACAAUUGGGAACCAUUGGAAGUGUUGAAUUUGGAGUGUAUUAUUUGUUUGAAUAGAAACUCCUUGCUUUUGUUAUAUUCUCUAAUUGGACAUUCUGUUGAGGUUAUAUUCUUUGCUAUUCGGAAGUCUAAAAGGCAUUCAACUCAACUGAAUUUAAGGAAGAGCCCAAAACAGCUGUUGCUUAUGCUUUGCAUUUGCUUUCUAGUCAUUGCCAAUUUUGGUUGCUUAUGUGUGUUUUCUUGUUCUUAUGUUUUUUGGGGGUUUAUCGGAAAGCAAACAGGUUGAAUUUGACUAAUAAAAAGUAUUGGAUUGGUCACAAAGUGAUGGAAACUGAGGCUGUUGAAAGAGGUUUGGGUUCAUUCUAAAUUCUUCUCUUUCGUGACGCUGUUCGUUAUAUUAUCUUUUGUUUACUGUUUUGUUAAAGGACUAUUUCUAAAAUGUGCAAAUUGAAUUCUCUCUUGCCACUAUUACUUUAAAUGUAAUGUUUUUAGUUUGAUUUUUUUAAGGAGUUAUAUUACACAGGAAGUCUUCCAUUUUCUUAAUACUUCGUUGGUGUGAUAAGCUGAUGGUUAAUGCUUUUUACAAUGGAAGACUAAUAAUAAAAAUUUUAUCAUUGGUGUUAUUUUAUUUCUUUUGUUUUCG